AUGUCACAGAUAAGUUCCGGCGGCUCUAGCGGGUCCGGAAGUGGUGCCUAUCCCCUUAAUCCUGCCAUGCAUCCUAUCAAGACAUCGAAGGAUAUUAAAAGAAAAGGAAAGCUUGUUUCGGAUCAUCAAGCUCCAAUCGAGAAGGCCAAAACUAACACAACGAAAAGUGAAAAAGAGUUUGUAAUUCGUGACGAACUGUUUGACACUGAAUGGUAUAUCGACAGUGGCUGUUCUCGUCACAUGACAGGAAGAAAGGAGGAACUGAAGAAUGGUGGACGAGUGAAGUUUGGGAAUAAAUCACUUGGAGACAUCAAAGGUUAUGGGAUCAUAACAAAUGGUGAAUUCUCAAUUCGUAAGGUUGCUUAUGUCGAGGGAUUAAAAGUCUCAUUUGACAACGAAGGUUCUGAGAUCAUACAAAAGAAAAACAAAGCAAUCCUUAUAAAAUCUGAAUGCAAAGGUGGGAUGUGCUUCAUCUUUAAUUUUAAAGAAAAGAGGAACAAAUUUGAUGUGAAAGCUGACGAAUCAAGUAAAAUCCUUGAAGCUUAUAGGAAACUCCCUGUUUCAAGCUUUCGUCCUUUGACACUAGAGAUGCAGUCAAUAAUUGAUGAAGUCGAUAAACCAAAGAAAGGAGGGCAUAAGGGGCACAAGAAAGUGGAAAAGAAACAAAAUGCUAAAGAGGUGGAGGAGCCUAUUCAAACCGAAGACACUACAACAACUUCUCAACUAGAGGUUUCGCAACCUAUUUCCAGUGCUCUUGAGGUAACUGUCGAGAUUCAUGUCUCAGUUCCAAAUUUUACUGCUUUUGUUGAGAAUGUUUCUGUUCCCUCUCAAACUGCCACCACUUCAACACCUAUCUCUAUCACUCCAUGCCCACUUGUCUCCUUGGGUGUUUCGCAACCUCCACCCAUUUUCACUGAUUCUACAACCACACCAGCAACAACUGUUGAGCCUCCUAUUUCUGUCAACGUAUCUGAUGCGGGGGCGGGAGCUUCAGGUCUCACAACUGGUCAUUCCACACCCCCAUUUCCCCUAUUCGCUACAAUGACCCAGAAAUGA
Messenger RNA from Lactuca sativa (garden lettuce), 1056 nucleotides. The record is from RefSeq and is a predicted model, not a curated record. Lineage: Eukaryota; Viridiplantae; Streptophyta; Magnoliopsida; Asterales; Asteraceae.